Molecule: messenger RNA, 2387 nt
Organism: Sinocyclocheilus grahami
Lineage: Eukaryota; Metazoa; Chordata; Actinopteri; Cypriniformes; Cyprinidae
Product: aromatic-L-amino-acid decarboxylase-like
Exons: 15
Coding region: 279-1721 (480 amino acids)
Biological process (GO): serotonin biosynthetic process; catecholamine metabolic process; amino acid metabolic process
Cellular component (GO): cytoplasm
Molecular function (GO): pyridoxal phosphate binding; aromatic-L-amino-acid decarboxylase activity
Source: RefSeq, a predicted model, not a curated record
ACUCUGAUUUGCUCUGUGUGUGUGUAUGGGUGUGUAUAUAUGUGUGUUUGAAACAAACAGAAAGCGUGUAAGGACCAACGAGAGGGAGGACUCUUCUUUUUUGCCUAACACUAGUCUCUCUUGGUUGGGACCUGCAAAGAGCAACUUGGGAGUGGUGUCUGGUAUAUGCUGCGCAGCUGAGGAAUAGAAGUACUAAAGAUUCUAUGCUCAAAAGACCACCACAAAGACAGCGAUAGUGUUGGAAGACUACAGAGCCGUCCUCGGGCUGAGUCAAAAACAUGGAUGCUGCUGAGUUCCGGAGACGUGGGAAGGAGAUGGUGGACUAUGUGGCCGAUUAUUUAGAGAACAUUGAGAAGAGGCAGGUUUACCCUGAUGUGGAACCUGGAUAUCUCAGGUCACUGAUUCCUGAGGAAGCCCCGGAGGAGGCGGAGAGCUAUGAGGAUGUGUUCAAAGACAUAGAGAGGGUGAUCAUGCCAGGGGUGACACACUGGCACAGCCCGUACUUCUAUGCAUACUUUCCUACUGCCAACUCUUUUCCUGCAAUGCUGGCAGAUAUGCUGUGUGGGGCCAUUGGCUGCAUUGGAUUCUCUUGGGCAGCAAGUCCUGCCUGUACAGAGUUGGAGACAGUGAUGCUGGACUGGCUGGGAAAGAUGCUGAAGCUACCAGAAGAUUUUCUUGCUGGUACAGAGGGCAGAGGGGGAGGGGUCAUCCAGGGCACUGCCAGUGAAGCCACUCUCAUAGCUCUUCUUGCUGCUCGUUCCAAAAUCGUCAAACUGAUCCAGGCUGACCAUCCUGACCGAUCUGAGACACACAUUAUAUCCAAACUAGUCGCCUACUCGUCUGAUCAGGCGCACUCAUCGGUGGAGAGGGCAGGUUUGAUAGGUGGAUUAAGGAUGAAGAAAAUUCCCACAGACAAUAAGUUUUCUGUACGAGGAGAUGCGCUGCAGAAAGUUCUAGAAGAGGACAGAGCCACAGGACUCAUACCAUUUUUUUUUUGUGCAACAUUGGGAACAACUCCAUCCUGUGCAUUCGACUGUGUCACUGAGCUCGGCCCUAUAUGUAAUGCAGAGAAAAUCUGGAUGCACAUUGAUGCUGCGUAUGCUGGGAGUGCAUUUAUCUGUCCAGAGUUUAGACCCCUGCUGAAUGGCAUAGAGUUUGCAGACUCUUUCAAUUUCAAUCCUCAUAAAUGGCUCCUGGUCAACUUUGACUGCUCAGCAAUGUGGGUGAAGAACAGAUCAGACAUCAUUGGAGCAUUUAAAAUGGAGCCGCUUUAUCUGAAGCAUGAUCACCAAGAGUCAGGACUUGUCACUGAUUAUAGACACUGGCAGAUCCCAUUGGGUCGUAGGUUCCGCUCUCUCAAGAUAUGGUUUGUGUUUCGCAUGUACGGACUCAAAGGUCUCCAAGCCUACAUCCGCAAGCAUGUAGGGCUGGCCAAAGAGUUUGAGUCUUUGGUGAGAGCUGAUCAACGCUUCGAGAUCUCAGCAGAUGUAGUGUUGGGCCUCGUCUGCUUUAGACUCAAGGGCUCCAAUGAAUUAAAUGAAACUCUAUUGAAGAGGAUCAACAAUGCACGUAAGAUCCAUCUGGUACCGUGCCAACUGGCAGGCAAGUUUGUUCUGCGGUUUGCCGUGUGUGCCCGUACUACUGAGUCACGGCAUGUUCAGGAGGCAUGGUGCCACAUCAGCCACCUGGCAUCAGAGCUGCUUCAAGAACUGCCCCACUGACCACUGUGGUGGGCAUCACAUGUUAAGUCAAAUGGGUGAUCUGUACCACGUCUGCUAUCCACACUGUCUUAGUUUCACUCUACUGCUGUGAACUACUAUUUAUUGUCACAAUGCGUGUGUGUGAGUGUAUGCAUGUUGUCACAAAGGUGUCCACUUAGAGUGCAGAGUGUCUGUGUCUUUGUGAGCUUGAUCGUACAUGUCCUCUGCUGUGAGCAGUGUUGUUUUUUUUUGUUUGUUUUUUUUAAGUACUGUUGUAUACUUGUGCACUUGAAAAUGUGUCUAUAUUGAAAAUGAAAUAUGUUUAAUGAGAUGUUCAGAGAAUGUUUUCUCUGAAUAAUAGUACAAAGAAAGCAGAAUGCUUUACCAGAGCAUUGUCCUUUACAUUUUUCACUAUAGCUUUGCUCACUAGUGCUGCAUUUUCAAAAUGCAAAAUCAAAUAUCCAGCCUAAUCAUAGCCUAAUUCCUCUUUUCUGUCUUUUUCUAAAAGCAUUGUUCUUGACUCAGCACAGCUGCUGGGAUGAGAUACCACACCAACAUUCUUUGAAAGUUGUUGUGCCUGACUAGUUAAAAAGAUUAGACUCUGCUACAUAUUAAACAGUAGUGUGUAUGUAUUAACAUUGACAAUAAAGUGCAUUUCUCCCAAAGUGCUGCAUGUGAAUUUUAUAU